AUGGCAGCCCCAAACACACAUAUUCGCGGUUCAGUCAGGGACAUAUUGCUGGCAUCUAUCUUGUCGUCGGUGCCUCUAGUAGCACUGUCCGCCAUUUUGCUCGGGCUCGUCUUUAGAAACCGGGUAUAUCCCAGUAGCCCUCUUUCUGACAUUCAAGGAGCUGCAGCCUCCGAGAACGAUGACAGUGUCAUCUAUGUCAACCUGAGUGCUACGACAUUGACUGUGCUGGCCUCGUGGUCCAGCACAAUCGCUCCCCUCACCUUGACGUACAUUCUAUCCUUGGCGUCGUUUCCGGCUGCCCGGGAAAUGAUUCGUGCAGCGGUCAACACCCUCAGCGCGCUAGUCUUUGCCACAGAUGCAUGGCUCCAUUUCACAACCAAGAGCGUAACUCUCACUCAGUUCGAGCCAGUGUCAUUCGAUGAUGCUAGCUUUGGACUACAUCAGAACUGCACAAAUUUAACAGAGAGUUUUACUUCCCAGUGCGACCUGAAUCGGGGCGGGUCGACAACAUUCCUAUGGAAUGCUGAGGAGUCGCUAAAUCUUCUGGCAAAUGUCUCGACGAGGGGCAUGGUGCAAUCCGUGUCGGACGAUGCUGGUAAUCAGUAUGCGUACAUUGGCCUUCCGGUAGGCCUCUCGAAUGGCAGCGUAGAUUACGUGGCCACAUCGCUGGCAGUCCAAACUAAAUGCGCACCUAUUACUACGCGCUGUUUCAAUGCGACCAGCACCAUAUCAGGUCCUUCUGCGAACUACAGUUGCGAUUUUGCCAUGCAAGGAACUAUCAGCACAACUUUCAUCAAUUCCAUGAACAUGGGAUAUUUUACAAAUUCGACCUUGUCGGAUACCAUCCCGGAAAAAACUCCAAUAUCCAACCCUUAUUACUUUGCUGCCGUGGUGAGCGCAAAUCAGAACGUGGGACGGAAUCAAGACCUGAUCCACGAUCCCGAGAUUAAUAGCGGCGAACACGGUUCUGUGCUCUUUGUCGUAUUGUGCAAUGCUACUGUAUUUGAUAUGGUAUACACUUCCGCCAACAGCACGGUCACACAAGUCUCUGUGCUGGAGAGUAACUCGUCCACCACCAGCGUCGUCAUGGGAACACAAGCAUACACACACGUUGGGGAUACGUACAUCCUCCAGCGUACCAGCCUCGAUGUUUGGCAGAGCCACAGUGCACAGGAGAUAGCUAGCAAGUUCGCUUAUACGUACAGCGAGAUAGCUCUAGCGGCUUCUGGUGCUGCCCUCGAGCCGGGGCCUGCCGUGGAAGCCCAGUUACGGUCUUCGAUGAUCGUGGCCAAGAUGCCAAAGGCGCCUUUGGGUUGCCUGGUGGCUGCCAACUUGCUGUUAGCAGUUCUGGGUAUUCUCCUUACCAUUAUGGCCCUCCUAGUUCUGAAUAAUGAUGUGGGAGACGUGAAAGCAAGGCUGGGUAUCCCUGCCUUGGUAGCGACACAUUUUGAGACCAACGGGGGAGAUAAGCCGGUGAAGAACAUUGAAGAUAUGUUUGAGGAGUUUGAUGGUCGAGCUGGGCCGCGGGUUGUGGCGGCAAAGACGGCGCUGGGCUGCUGGAGGUUGGAGAGACGGUGA
This is a messenger RNA of Metarhizium robertsii ARSEF 23, 1578 nucleotides long. RefSeq lists its product as uncharacterized. Lineage: Eukaryota; Fungi; Ascomycota; Sordariomycetes; Hypocreales; Clavicipitaceae. The record is from RefSeq and is a predicted model, not a curated record. The transcript is spliced from 2 exons. Bases 1 to 1578 code for a protein of 525 amino acids.